UCAGAGGAUAAAGUCCCCAGAGCUCGGUAAUGUUUAACAGAACAGUUCUGGGUGACAUCACAGAACAGUACACAUGGUAUGAGGAAGACGUAGCAUGGUUGAAAUGCUUCCACUUUGUAUCUUGUAUCAGGAACCCCAGGCUGAGGCCACGCUGCCAUUGAACAAUCGACUGGCUGCACUGACAUGUUAAACAUGGACGUUCUGCCUCUGUUAGUGCUUUGUUUUUCAUGGCAGGCUGAAGCCGUCAGAUCGCAGAUGAAGCUGACUCCUGCAAGCCUGACCAUUGUCCGAGGAGAUGAGGCCAGAUUCAUGUGCAGCACGUCCAACACUCCUUGGACUGUUAUGACCUGGCUACUGGGGAACCGAGCAGUACUAAGUAUCUCCAAGCAGAAUGGUGUCCUGCCUUCUGUCAACCCAAACGUGACAGCCGUGAAAUGCUCCAACUCGAAGACAGACUGCUGGGAGUUUGUCCUGAGAAACACAGAGAGGAGCAUCCAAGGACAAGUUGUUUGUGAUCUGCAGCUCAUUGACAAAAGGACGGCAGAGCUAUUUGUUCAAGAAAAGGGCAACGUGAGGGUUUUCGGAGAGAACCGGUUGGCGUUUAAAGGGGAGUCGGUCCUGUUUGAGUGUCAAGCAGCCGGAUGGUACCCUGAACCCACCCUGCAGUGGCAGGUGCAUGACAAAAAGGUGAGCCCGGAGGAUUACAACAUCAGCGCGGAGGAGAAGGAAAACCUCUUCACGGUCUCCAGCAACCUCAGCGUCCCGGCAGAGAGGAGCUCAGCGGUGGGCUGCCUGGUCUCAGUGUCUGCCCUCAAAGCACCUCUGAAGAGCAGCGUCAGACUAACCGUGGUCGCAGAGGUGUUGGAGGAAGAGGACGACUGCACAGUCCUGGUGGCAGUAAGCGCUUCUCUAGGCGCUCUUCUGCUGCUUGUGCUGCUCUCAAUCAGCACUGUCCUCUGCUACAGACGGAGGAGAAAAGCAAGAAAAACACAGGAGGUAAUAAGGUCCGACCAAUCGGUGUUUGGGGAAAGCUCGGUUGCUGAGGUGACAGGCGGUAACGUCAACCAGGGGUUUUCCAGUGAGGACGCAACAGAUGUGGACAGCAGUGAGUUUAUCACUGGGACCCGUAAUCAGACGAGCUUUAACACCUUCUACAAGGUUCCUGAUGUUGUACACUCCAGCAGCCUCUCUUUGCAAACUGACGACCAAACCACCGAGUUUCAAGAAGACGACAUGUAUAGUACUACCAGAAGAAUUACCACAGUUUAAAUACUUUUAUUUUGUAUUAUUUACUGGCAAUGUUUUAUAUUUUUGUACUUUGAUGUUCUUCGGUAAAUAAUUAUUUUUGCUUGCCCUGAUAUUGUCUGCUUAUUUUAAUAAAUAAGCGUAUGUUCAUGUCAGUGUUGACUUAGCAGAGAUGUUUUCAUAGAAGUUGCUCUAAAGGAAAAUAAAUAUUUGAAAGUCCUGCA
This is a messenger RNA of Fundulus heteroclitus (mummichog), 1469 nucleotides long. RefSeq names its product immunoglobulin superfamily, member 5b (gene igsf5b). The transcript has 10 exons. The record is from RefSeq and is a predicted model, not a curated record. Bases 184 to 1269 code for a protein of 361 amino acids. Gene Ontology annotation, biological process: cell-cell adhesion. NCBI's taxonomy places the organism in Eukaryota, Metazoa, Chordata, Actinopteri, Cyprinodontiformes, Fundulidae.